Chiloscyllium plagiosum (whitespotted bambooshark) is the source of this 3208-nucleotide messenger RNA. The record is from RefSeq and is a predicted model, not a curated record. Lineage: Eukaryota; Metazoa; Chordata; Chondrichthyes; Orectolobiformes; Hemiscylliidae.
CUUCCUAUAGGGACUGAAAACCAAGUGAGGAGAUGAAGGAUUGCACCAUACUACACCAGAGAAUACAGAGAGGAUAGUCACUGCAGAUAGAUCCUGCCUAUCAUCAACUGCACAACGGUGGGAGAAAUCCAGUCCCUUCAUCGUAUUGCUCAACACAGAGAAGGUUGGGCAGUGAAACCAUCAUCUGGAAAUUAGUCGGGUCAGGGGAGCUUUGACGUAUCAUCAGAUCUGAAACUGGUCAGUGGUGUGGAGCCUUCCGUCAGAACCAGCCUUUGUCAAGAUUCGCUGUGGGUGAUUGAUGAGGGUGAGGCUGGGAAGAAAUCUGAGUGGUCUGCAAGUGUGGUGAGAGCUUCAAUCAUUGAGCCUCUUGAAAUACUUACUCACUCCUACAGGGGAGAGGCUAUUCAAGUAUGAGGUGGUUGUGAGGAGGGCUCCAUACGUUCAUAGAAUCUGGUGACACGUAAAGUGCAUUUGUUACAAACGCUGUUAACACAAGGCUAGUCCAUGGAAGUUAAAUCAUUCAAGUGUGAAGUUUGUGAUAAAUAUUUUGUAACAUCUACAACCCUCUUGAGACACCAGAUGAUUCACACGGGGGAGAAACCCUUCAGGUGUGAGGUUUGUGAAAAGGCUUUUGCCUACUCCUUCCACCUGCUAACACACCAGAUGAUUCACACCGGGGAGAAACCCUUCCAGUGUGAAAUUUGUGAAAAGGCUUUUACCGAUUCUUCUCACCUCCUGAGACAUCAGAGAAUUCACACAGGGCAGAAACCAUUCACAUGCAAAGUGUGUGACAAAUCGUUCUCCCAGUCAUCGACCCUUCAUGUACACCAGCGCAUUCACACAGGGGAGAAACCAUUCACGUGUGAAGUAUGUGACAAAUCAUUCUCAGAUUUAGCGCACCUUCGCAGACAUCAACGUAUUCACACAGGGGAGAAACCAUUUACCUGUGGUACGUGUGACAAAUCAUUCUCGCAGUCUUCAACCCUUCAUGUACACCAACGUGUUCACACUGGGGAGAAACCUUUUAUAUGUGAGAUUUGUGAUAAAUCAUUCUCAGUUUCAUCAACUCUGCGUAAUCACCAACGUAUUCACACGGGGGAGAAACCAUUCACCUGCAAGGUAUGUGACAAAUCAUUUUCGAUGUCAUCACACCUCCGUAUACACCAACGCUUCCACACAGGGGAGAAACCAUUCACUUGUGAGGUGUGUGACAAAUCAUUCUCAACAUUAUCACACCUCCGUGUUCACCAACGCAUUCAUACAGGGGAGAAACCAUUCAGGUGUGAGGUGUGUGAGAAACUGUUCUCAAGCUCAUCCACUCUCCUGCUCCAUCAAAGGAUUCAUACAGGGGAGAGACCGUUUAUAUGUGAUGUUUGUGACAAAUCAUUUUCACGAUCAUCGAAUCUCCUGCUUCACUGGAAGAUCCACACAGGGGAGUAAUAGUUCAAGUGUAAGGUUUUUGACAAAGCUUUUUAUAAUGUUUCUCCUGGGACAGAAUGGAAUUCAUGUAGUGUUUGUGACAAAGCUCUUACCCAUUCCUCUGAUCUACUACAGCGCCAGCUGAUUCCCACAGGAGAGAAGACAUUCAGGGAUGAGGUAUGUGACAUAGUCAGCAUAUAUCCGGUUUAUUAGCAUUCAAACAGGAGAGAAACUCUGUGUAAUAAACAAUUCAGACAGUUGUUGGAUCUCCUAGAACAUGAGUGAACCCACACAAAGUCUAACUAGUCAGGUUCCUGCCAAUCUGUACUCAGAAUGUGAACCUGUACACAGUCUCACUGUGGAGGAUGUUCAGUGGGACUGGGACACAGAACAAGAAGCAGCUUUCACUCCCAUCAAACAACUAGUGAUGACAUCGCCAGUGCUGAGGGAUUAUGAUGUAACAAUGGAGUCACCCUGCAGUGUGAUGUCAGUGAAACAGGACUUGGGGUAAUCCCCAGGCAGUGAGGACAAGCCGUUGUGUUUGUAUCCAGAGCAUUAACACAAACUGAACAACUCUGUAUACAAAUUGAGAAAGAGAGUGUGAAUAUUGACUUUGCUUUUACCAAUGCCUGUUUGUGACAGAGAAAGUGAUGGUGGACUCUGACCACAAGCUAAUUCACAGGAUGUCUCUCAAACCACUUUGAUCUUUUCUUAAAUGUUUGCAAAGGACAUCACUUCCAACCAAGGGAAAUAGAUAUACAACACUAACGUGCUGUUGAGAACUGCACUGUCUCUGAAGGAAUUUGAUGCUGGUGCAGAUUGCAAAAUAUUCCAGAUUCAAGAAGCAACAAUAUGACAUGCUCUGGAAAUCAUUAACCCAGACAUUGGCUGUGACAGAAAAGUGUCUUCCACUACUCAAUGAGAUGUAAUUCUUCAAAUGUUACAAGAAGUUGUGAUGAAAGAAUGGACUAAAACCAUUAUGGACUCCCCUGUGACUAUAAGAGAAUAUUGGACAAACAGAGAUGAAGUGAUCACCCAAGAUUGCAUCUUGGUUAUCCCUAAAGGUUAUCCCUAAAGAGAUGAGAAAAGAGAUACGGAAACACAUCCAACACAAAGCAUCAUGGAAUUGAGUCUAGUCUGAAAAAGAUAAUAGAGGUGCUGUACUGGCCAAACAUUAACAAUGAGGUGAAACACCACAUCAGCCAGUGCAGUGCUUGUAAUGAACAUCAAGCUAAACAAGAUAAAGAGAUGAUCAUGACUCGUCACAUCCCAGACAGCCCAUGGAUGAAACUUGGAGUAUACCUCUUCACUCUCACUGAAACUGAUUAUCUUGUCACAGUCGUCUAUUUUUGAGAUGUGGGGGGAGUUAGAGCAGCUGAUGUCACUAUCUCCCAGUGAGAUUGUAGAAUGUCUGAAACCACAUCAGUCGUCAUGAAGUUCAUGACAUUGUGAUCAGUGGCAAUGAUCUCAGUUCACAAGUGAAGAAUUCAGACAUUUCCUGAAUGAUUGAUUAAUCCACACCACACAUCAUCUCCAAAUUAUCCCCAGUCAAAUAGAAAGGCUGAGGCAGCAGUGAAAAAAACAUUUCAUGAAAUCCAGCAGACCAACAAUUAGGGAGUGUCUGUACAGUUCAAUUUGUUUUGAUCACUGAACUCCUCUGGCCACCCUAUAGAACUGUAAAUAAUAGUGACAAUGUAACAAGCUGUAUGGAGCCACCGCACUUGAAUGUGCUCCACAUUUUUUUGAAAUGAUCAUCCCAGUCGAGAGUGUGGUGCUGGAAAAGCACAGC